CCGCUGCUGCCAACCAUGUGGAAGCGUGCGAUCGUGCUGAGCUGCCUGGUGGCCGCGGCCCUAUCAUCGGAGUCCGACCUGGAAGGUGCCGAAACGGGCUGGAGUGGCUGGAGUAGCGGCGGUGGUGGUGGCGGCGGCUACGGUGGCGGUGGCGGUGGCAAAGUGAUCAUUAUUAAAACGGUCGGCGGCGGCGGCGGUGGCCACGGUGGUGGCUGGUCGUCGGGUGGAGGAUACGGAGGCAGCGGAUGGUCCUCGGCAGGCGGCAGCAAGGGCUGGUCGUCGGGCGGCGGUGGUGGCGGGUGGCCAAGCAGCUACGGUGGCUCGAGCAAGGGAUGGUCGAGCGGUGCCGGCAGCGGAUGGUCGCAGGGAGGUGGUGGCUACGGCGGAGGCCUCAGCUCGGGAUGGAGCAGCGGACGUAGUCUCGGCGGCGGUGGCUGGUCUUCGGGAGGUGGCCUCAGCAAGGGUUGGUCGUCGGGCGGAAGCAAGGGUUGGUCGUCCGGCGGUGGACUCGGCGGUGGCAGCUACGGCGGAGGCGGCUACGGAGGCGGGGGUGGCUGGUCGUCGCUGGGCGGUGGCUCGAGCAAGGGCUGGUCAUCGGGUGGCAGCCUUGGAGGCGGGUACGGCGGUGGAGGCUGGCCAUCCAGCGGUGGCCUCAGCAAGGGCUGGUCGUCGGGCGGUAGCGGAUUCGGUGGUGGCGGCGGCAGCCACGGAGGAUGGUCGUCGGGAGGCAGCAGCGGAGGCUACGGUGGUGGCUGGUCCUCCAGUGGGUGGUAACCGGGACCCAGGCGCCCCGGAGAGGCACACGGGAGCCUCACCCUCACUGCCCAGCGGUUGAUGAUUGUUGAUUGAUGCAAAUAAAACGGAGCAAAGCUUUUUUUUGUAAAUAACCCCC
Molecule: messenger RNA, 892 nt
Organism: Anopheles cruzii
Lineage: Eukaryota; Metazoa; Arthropoda; Insecta; Diptera; Culicidae
Product: loricrin-like
Exons: 2
Coding region: 16-774 (252 amino acids)
Source: RefSeq, a predicted model, not a curated record